CCAGCUUCGCACCGCUGGGCUGUCCCCAUCCCAGCGGGGCGUGGCGAGGGCUCCCCUCUCCACGCAGUCGCGCGGUCCCGCGGACGAGGGGAGGAAGGGAGCGGACCACCGUAUCCUCCGACUCGAGGGAGGGGGGUCGAAUCCUGCCCCGGGAGCGGCGGUCCCGGUGCCGCCGGCGGGGCGCGGGUCUGCGGCCCCGGCCGAGCUCCGCUGCGUUCCCCUAUGUGAAGCGGGGAAACUGAGGCAAGGAGAGCUUGUAGAAGAGAGAUCGCCCGGCCUCCUCUGGCAUCCCCUGCCCCAGAAGGUCUGGCCUGGGAUGCUGCGCAGAGCUGAGCACUAAGAUGGGCGCUAUGGGGUGUGCAUCAUAGCCCACGCCGUGGCCUCCCUGCACGUGGCACCAGUGGCGGAGCCCACUUGGUCAGUGCUGAGCCCUCCUUGAUGGAAUUGCGGUGAAUGGAACAGAAGCCCAGAACCCUGGACCCACUGUCGGAGCCAGAGGAUACCCGGUGGCUGGAUGGCAAGCGCAAAAGAAAGAGCAGCCAAUGUUUGGUGAAGAGCAGCAUGUCAGGGUACAUCCCUAGUUACCUGGACAAAGAUGAACAGUGCGUGGUGUGCGGGGACAAAGCCACCGGCUACCACUACCGCUGCAUCACCUGCGAGGGCUGCAAGGGCUUUUUCCGUCGGACCAUCCAGAAGAACCUGCACCCCACCUACUCCUGCAAGUAUGAUGGCUGCUGCGUCAUUGACAAGAUCACCCGCAACCAGUGCCAGCUCUGCCGCUUCAAGAAGUGCAUCUCUGUGGGCAUGGCCAUGGACUUGGUGCUGGAUGACUCAAAGCGAGUAGCAAAGCGGAAGCUGAUUGAGGAGAACCGGGAGCGGCGGCGGAAAGAGGAGAUGAUCAAAUCACUGCAGCAUCGCCCCAACCCCAGCGCCGAGGAGUGGGAGCUGAUCCACGUGGUGACCGAGGCCCAUCGCAGCACCAACGCCCAGGGCAGCCACUGGAAGCAGAAGCGGAAAUUCCUGCCCGAUGACAUCGGCCAGUCACCCAUGGCCUCCAUGCCCGACGGGGACAAAGUCGAUCUGGAGGCGUUCAGUGAGUUUACAAAAAUCAUCACCCCAGCCAUCACCCGCGUGGUUGACUUUGCCAAAAAACUGCCCAUGUUUUCAGAGCUGCCUUGUGAAGACCAGAUCAUCCUGCUGAAGGGCUGCUGCAUGGAGAUCAUGUCGCUACGGGCGGCCGUGCGCUAUGAUCCUGAGAGUGAGACGCUGACGCUCAGCGGGGAGAUGGCGGUCAAGCGGGAGCAGCUCAAGAACGGUGGCCUCGGCGUUGUCUCCGAUGCCAUCUUCGACCUGGGCAAGUCCCUCUCUGCCUUCAACUUGGAUGAUACCGAGGUGGCCCUGCUCCAGGCUGUGCUGCUCAUGUCCUCAGACCGCACAGGGCUGAUCUGUGUGGAGAAGAUUGAGAAGUGCCAGGAGACGUACCUGUUGGCUUUCGAGCACUACAUCAACUACCGCAAACACAACAUUCCCCACUUCUGGCCCAAGCUGCUGAUGAAGGUGACAGAUCUGCGGAUGAUCGGCGCCUGCCACGCCAGCCGCUUCCUGCACAUGAAGGUGGAGUGUCCCACCGAGCUCUUCCCCCCCCUCUUCCUCGAGGUCUUCGAGGACCAGGAGGUGUAGAGCCACCACCUCCCUCUCAACUCCCAUCUCCCCCUAAACCUCCCUCCUCCUCCCCACUCUGCUCUCCCUUCUCCCCCUUCAAAAAGAAAAAAGAUGUUUCUUAUCCCUUGGCCACUCCCCCACCCACAGGGGCAAGGGGGAGAAAUGCUGUGCUCAGAGUGGGAGUCUCAUUUUGCCCCCUCCUCCCCCCCCAUGGCCACCUCCCCACCACACCCCCCAGGACUUGAUGACUUUUGUUUGUUUGCACAGGGAAGGGCCCCAAUGGUCGAGCGUUUCCUUUAUUGUCCUUCUCUUCUUAGAUUAUUAUUUUAAGCAUUUAUUUCCCUCCCUGAGAGGCUAAAAUAUUAAACUAACUGCACUUUGGAAGAAGAGAGGACAAGGGAGAGGAGAGGAGAGGAGAGGAGAGGAGAGGAGAGGAGAGGAGAGGAGAGGAGAGGAGAGGAGAGGAGAGGAGAGGAGAGGAGAGGAGAGGAGAGGAGAGGGCAGGGCUCUGGACUGCACAGGGAGAGGUUGCCCCAGCUGAAGGGGCUGCAGCCACAUGCACUUUUGGCUGGGCAGCAGCAUGGGGGGGUGGGAGAGUUGGAGCUAGGAACCCCUCUCACAGCAGGGCACGGGGGACAGUGGCAGCCACAGCGACAGUGAGGGUGACCCCCAGCCCAUGGACCCUCGCCCUAAAUUUGGGGCCACAUUGGGGGCUGUUUUUUCUCUUUUUUUUGGGCUGAGAUGAGAUGAUUUUGUGCCAAGCACCAGCAGGUGCUGUAGGACACCAAGGAGAGGGGGGAGUUGUGAGGACCCACUGUGGUCACCCCCCCUCCCCUCUCUACAUGCCCCCCACUUUUUCCUUUGUCCCUUUUUUUGGUUGUUGUUGUUUUCCCCCUCAUCCUCAUGGGUUUCUUUGUCCUGUCCUUCAGGAGUUGCAAUGGCCUCGGAGGCACUGGUGGGGGCAGCAGGUGCCCCCCCCCGGGAGACCCCAUACAGCUCCCACUGCACUACUGCCCCAGCUGCCCUGGCAGAAGGCUAUACCCCUCAACCACCCCCCCUUUACUCCUGGCACAGGGAGAGGGGCCAGACUUCAGCAGGGGACCUGGAGGAGGGGGUCUGGGAGUUGGGGAAGGGGGGCAAACUCAGAGAGAGUGGGCAGGGCUGUGGCAGGGGCACCCAGGAAUGGGUUUAUCACCUCCCCUCCACCCCCUCCCCCCCAAAAAAAUUGGUUUGUGAAUUUUUUCUUACCUCAGGCGGAGGCAGGGGAGGUGCGGGGCCGGAGUUGGCUGGAGAAGCAGGCAGCCUGCUGGAGCCCACCUAAGCUAAUAUAUAUAUAUAUAUAUAUAUAUAUAUAAAUAUAUAAAAUAUAUAAUUUUUGUAAUUAAAAAAAAAUCUUUUUAUGGGUUGUUUAAAAGCAGAAAUCCCAACAUAAGACACUUCCCCCCCCCUGCUGCUCCACCACCACCCUGCUCAAAGGAUCUGGGCUGGGCUCCCUGCCCUGCUGCACCCUCACACCCACCUCCCCCAUGAGGGUCGGAUCUUGACCCCCUAUAGCCAGGUUGAGGGUCGCAGUGGUGCUGUGGAGGGGCAGGGCUAUGGCACCUGUAGGUGUCCUUGUAGCUUGGGCAGUGUGAGGGGGAUGGGUUGCAGUGGUUGGGUUUGCAUGUAGUGCAAAAUGUCAUGUCUUAAAUUCUCACUCCGGCUGACCAACAUGAGGAGGGUUCCCAGCAUGGUGCAUAGUGGCACCAGUGUCAGGUUGUGCAAUAGGAGCUGGUGCCAGGAAACAGUAGUGCCCAUGUUAGGGGUAGCAGAAUGCAGGGUUUGGGGAUUCACUCCCUCUCCCCCAGCAGCACACCUUCCCCACUGCCAUGUGCCAUCCAGUAUCUGCCUUAAUGUGCCUGCAGGCUCUGGGCAGGGGCUGCAGCCCCACACCACAGCGCCCGUGCCAGGUGAUGCCAGGUGGUGCCCAUCGCAUGUUAGUGCGAUGCCCGUGCCAUAGCCAAGUAUGCCAGUGCCACGGCAUGGCCAUGGACCUGUGUGCUGGUGCUGCGGCCAUGUGAUGCCGGUGUGUUCCCAUGGCCAGCCCACAGGAUGCCAGCGCUGUCCAUGCUUGCUUCCUGCCCAUGUGGCUGUUGCAAGAUGUGUUUUAAGCAACAAACAUGAUCCCCAACCCCUGCAGCGGAGUUCAGAACUCCCCCCCAGGUGCCAGCACAGGGGCCUGGGGUGGCUCAUGCUGGGGGGGCACAGCCUGGCCCCUCCAACCCCCAUACUGGCCACUUCAUCCUCUCCUCUUGCCCCUGGGCCGCUCCCUCUUGUCUCUGUUUUGCGUCGCCAUCGCAGGUCCAGCGUCAGCCCUGGCAUCACUCCAGGUAGGGGAGGGGACAGGACCAGUACACCACCCUCCCCACACGUCACCUGCUCUGGGCCAUCCCCCAUCCUCUUGUCCCCUCCCCCCCCCCCCCCCCCCCCCAAGCACAUACCUCAUGGCUCCCAGAGCUGCCCCUGCUUGAGGCCACAUGGAGCCUGGCUGGCACACCCUGGCAUGGCAUGGAACAGUAUGGGGUCCCCCUACUAUGCAUGGUGCUGUGAGGUCCCCAGCCAGUGGUGCUGAAUGUAGGGCACUGGAGAGGGGGGAGUAGUGUAGGGGAGCUCCUGAGCUCCAUGACAAUCACAGUCUGUGACAUGCGAUUUUAAACCCUUUUGUGUUUUGGUCAGGAUUCUAAAGAAAGAUAUUUUUAUGGUAA
Molecule: messenger RNA, 4406 nt
Organism: Colius striatus (speckled mousebird)
Lineage: Eukaryota; Metazoa; Chordata; Aves; Coliiformes; Coliidae
Product: thyroid hormone receptor alpha-like
Exons: 10
Coding region: 454-1680 (408 amino acids)
Biological process (GO): negative regulation of transcription by RNA polymerase II; positive regulation of transcription by RNA polymerase II; thyroid hormone receptor signaling pathway
Molecular function (GO): zinc ion binding; RNA polymerase II cis-regulatory region sequence-specific DNA binding; nuclear receptor activity
Source: RefSeq, a predicted model, not a curated record